Molecule: messenger RNA, 1530 nt
Organism: Helianthus annuus (common sunflower)
Lineage: Eukaryota; Viridiplantae; Streptophyta; Magnoliopsida; Asterales; Asteraceae
Product: replication protein A 70 kDa DNA-binding subunit A-like
Exons: 12
Coding region: 1-1530 (509 amino acids)
Source: RefSeq, a predicted model, not a curated record
AUGUCAAGACCAGUUGAGAACAACAAUUUGAGUUUUGUUGAUGAUUUGAAUCCUGCAAAAGACAUGUGGAACAUAAAGGCGCAAAUCAUCCAAAAAUGGAAUCAAGGUUUUAAGAUGGAUCUAAUCUUGAUUGAUGAGAAGGUAAUAAAACUUCAAGAGGAUGAUGUUGUUAUUCUCUCCAAAUUUGUUGUCGGUGAAAACAAGGACCAAUACAAAGUUGUAGCACAUGAUUACAAAAUAAACUUUUAUCAAUGUACAACUGUUACACGUGUGAGAGAGUGCCAAUGUGUUGAAUACGGUUUCAACUUCAUUCCUUAUAAAGAUAUUCUUCAAGUAGAGGCAGCAAAAUCGUUGAGUAUUGAUGUUGCUAGAUCUGUGGUUUGGUGUGGAGCUCUUGAAUUUCGAUAUUCAAGACUUGGAGUAAGUGGUCAUGUAGAUGUCAGUCAUUACAAACGAUUGUUUUUAUCUAAUGUGGAAAGAUGGUAUACAUACAAACAUUGUUUUCAUGUAGGGUUUAAUGACUUCAUUUCUAAAAACGCAACUAAUGAGCAUGUGAUGGCUGUUAUACAGCAUGGAAAGUGUAAGGACUGGAAAAACCAAUUUACAGUUCAAAGUGAUAAGUUUGCAACUCGACUGUUUUUGAAUGAAGAAAUCGAUGAAGUUAAUCAGCUAAGGAGGAGUCUUAUACUGCACCACAGGACAGAUAAUGUCAAGAAACAUGUUGAUGAGAUUAGCGAGAUAGAAAAGGAAAUGUCUUGUGUUGUAGUUGCCACGAUAAAGAUUGUGCAAGAAGACUAUGGUUGGUUUUAUGUUGCCUGUCGUAAGUGUUUCAAGAAGGUCAUACCUAAAACUGAAUAUUUACAGAAUGUUGAAAAUGUUUCUGAAGAAAUUCUUCAAAUGUCUACCACUGCUUUGGUUUGUCCCAAAUGUGGUAGUGAAUGUACAUCCAUCAACAUAAGGUUCAAGCUGCAAGUCCGGGUGCAAGAUGACACUGGUAGUGUAUCUUUUGUUAUGUUUGAUAGAGAUGUUCAUAAGAUUGUUGGAUUAGCUGCGAGUGAUAUAAGAGAAAGGCAAAUGAAGGCGAAUGAUACUGAAUCUUUCCCACAUGAAAUAUCUCGAUUGGUUGAUAAGAAGCUGGCUUUUAAGAUUGAUGUUUCUGAAUUCAAUCUUAAAAAUGACUAUCAUGUUUAUACUGUGCAAAAAACAUGCGACGAUCUAGUAAUAAUUGCUCAGUUGGUUAUGGGAGAUGAUAACGGCAAUGAGAAUGCUGACGAGGUUACUCAAGAAGCAACUGAAAUCAAAGAUGUUAACCUUUUAGAAUGUUCCCAGGACAUUGUCUCUAUUACUGUCGACUCUUCCGUCGUUCAAAUUGAAAAGGAUUUUAGUUCAAGUCCGAAUAGAAAACGAACAGUUCAAGAUGUUGAUGUUGUAAAUGUUAGUGAGCUAUCAUCUAACAUGAGACGUGGAAGAAGCCAUCUAAGCUUCACAAUUAGAAGCUUAUCAAAAACAUGUGUUACGAGAGUUAAAUAG